Molecule: messenger RNA, 1656 nt
Organism: Canis lupus familiaris (dog)
Lineage: Eukaryota; Metazoa; Chordata; Mammalia; Carnivora; Canidae
Gene: TXNDC15
Product: thioredoxin domain containing 15
Exons: 5
Coding region: 99-1145 (348 amino acids)
Biological process (GO): cilium assembly
Cellular component (GO): cilium
Source: RefSeq, a predicted model, not a curated record
CUCCCCCAGGAAGCCAGGAGCGCGCCGCGCCGCGCCCCGCCGAGCGCCCGUUGCCCUGCGGCUCGGGCAGUGGUCCCGAACGCUCCUAGCCCCGCGCCAUGCGGCUCCUCGGCUGGUGGCAGGUCCUGCUGUGGGUGCUGGGGUCUCCCGCCCGCGGCCUGGAGGUUGCUGAGGAAGGCAGUCACUUGCAGUCGGAGGAGCAGCCUGCUCAUGCUCUGCUGGCCGGAGUCGUGUCCACAAGUGAGGAAGAGCACCCACGUGGCCCUGGGGGCCAGGACAGGUCAGCAGGAGAGGCAGGCACGGUCCUGGGGCUUGACGCGGAUGGCGACCAUGUGCUGAUGCUGUCCGUGAUCCCCGGGGAGACGGACGACAAGCUGAGUUCCGAGCCCAGUGGCGGCACCUGUGGGGCCCAAGGGGAGGAGGACUCGCGGUGCAGCCUCCGAGAGCACCUCUUCUCUCUGGACGGCACGGGGGCCAGCUUCCAGGACAGAGAGGAGGAGUAUUACUCAGAGCCCGAGGUGGGCGAAUCGGACCCGGCCCCACACGAGGACUCCAAUAACACGGAAAGUCUGAAAUCUCCCAAGGUGAACUGCGAGGAGAGAAAUGUGACCGGCUUAGAAAACUUUACUCUCAAAGUUUUAAAUAUGUCACAGGACCUUAUGGAUUUUCUGAAUCCAAAUGGUAGUGACUGCACGCUGGUCCUGUUUUACACCCCAUGGUGCCGAUUUUCUGCCAGUUUGGCCCCUCAUUUUAAUUCUCUGCCCCGGGCAUUUCCAGCUCUUCAUUUUUUGGCACUCGAUGCUUCUCAGCACAGCAGCCUUUCUACCAGGUUUGGAACCGUAGCUGUUCCCAACAUCUUGUUAUUUCAAGGAGCUAAACCAAUGGCUAGAUUUAAUCAUACGGACCGAACAUUGGAAACACUGAAAGUCUUCAUUUUUAACCAGACGGGCAUAGAAGCCAAGAAAAAUGUGGUGGUAACGCAAGCUGAUCAAAUAGGCCCUCUUCCCAGCACUCUGAUCAAAAGUGUGGACUGGCUGCUUGUAUUUUCCCUGUUCUUUUUAAUUAGCUUUAUUAUGUAUGCUACCAUUCGAACUGAGAGCAUUCGGUGGCUAAUUCCAGGACAAGAGCAGGAACACGUGGAAUAGUGACGGGCUGAAAGAAGUUGGAACGAGGAAUUUCAGAAAUCAGUGCUGCCUUUUCUUACAUCUUCUCCAGUGAAGUGUAGAUUUACAACUUCAGUUAGAUUAAAAGAAUCAUGCAUUUGUUGAACUGUUAAAUGUGUUAAAAAUUAUAAAUUGGUGUUUUAAUUAGUACUGCAAUAAGCAAAUGCAAAAAUAUUCAGUGGCGCUCACCAUUCUUGUUUUGACUAAUCCAAUGUUUUAAGGGAGUAAUCCAGUUUCAAAUGUGGAGCUGUAUUCAGGUGGAAUAGUGGAUAGUGACAGUUUGCUUCAUAGAAGGAAGAAAUAGGAGUUUCACAUUAUAGUUUUAGGAAACUCUUGAUUCCUUAUAUAUGUGUAAGAAGAUUGGUUUCUGUUCAUUUGCAGUUUUUCUCUCCGUGCAGGAGAGUGUUCUGUUGCAGAAGAAUAACUAGAAUUGGUAAGUGUGACCUUCUUGAGUAACUGAUGGGAAAAUAAAAGAGUCAAGUACUUUGGUGUU